Cyprinodon tularosa is the source of this 5917-nucleotide messenger RNA. It is a transcript of the gene cdk17, whose product is annotated as cyclin-dependent kinase 17. Lineage: Eukaryota; Metazoa; Chordata; Actinopteri; Cyprinodontiformes; Cyprinodontidae. Gene Ontology annotation, cellular component: nucleus; cytoplasm. Gene Ontology annotation, biological process: protein phosphorylation. Gene Ontology annotation, molecular function: protein kinase activity; ATP binding. The record is from RefSeq and is a predicted model, not a curated record. The transcript is spliced from 17 exons. The coding region runs from base 1241 to 2824 and encodes 527 amino acids.
UAAGUAUUAAAAACAAGCAAUCGGAUAGUAGAAUGGACAUAUUAUUAGAAAUUUUUCACACAUUAUAUAGAAUUAAAAAUAUGGGUGUGAUAGUUAUUUUUGUAUGGGUUCCAGCGCAUAUUGGAAUAGAAGGAAAUGAGAGAGCAGAUAAAAUAGCAAAAGGGGCAAUUCAAAAACCAAUUAGCAUUAAAGUUAAAACAAGUAAAGCUGAAGGAAAGAGUAUGGUUAAGGAAAAACUGAUGGAAAAGUGGCAGAAAAGGUGGGAUGAAGAAAUAACAGGAAGAUGGUUUUAUAAAAUUCAGAAGAAGGUUAAAGAAAGAAGAAAGGGAAAAAGAAAUAGAAAAGAGGAAAGAGUGAUAACCAGGAUAAGAUUUGGGCAUACUGGACUUAACUACUCACUUUUUAAAAUUCAAAAACAUGCAACUGGUAAAUGUGAAUAUUGUGGAGAAUGGGAAACAGUAGAACAUGUUAUUCUAGAAUGUGAUAAAUAUGAAAGAGAGAGAAGAUGUAUGAUAAAAGAGUUUGAAAGUAUUAAGGUAAAAUUUAUGUUAAUAGAUAUUUUGAGGGAAAGUUUGGAGAGCAAACAUAUACAAAUAGUUAUUAGAUUCUUAAAGAAAACUAAGAUAUUCAGUAGAAUUUGAUAGAGUAGACAUAAGAGUGAAUGUGUGGAUGAUAGUGAUGAGUAGAAUAUAAAUAUGGAUGUAAGUUUGUUUGUGUGGGUUGGUAGGUGUAUGUAUGAGUAUAUAUAGAUAUAUAUAUACAAAAAGAGCGUUAGACCAACGAGAGCCACACUCCAUACCAGUAAGUGGCGGUAAUGCUACUAUUAAGUUUGUUGCCAACCGCCAAUAAACACAACAAGAAGAAGAAGAAGUCGAUCUGUCCUCGCGCUAGCAGACGGUAGCUAGCGGUUAGAACCCUCCAGUGUGUGUCGACGCACGGUCCUCCUCCCUCAAGCCUCUUUAAAUUGUCUUCACCGCCGAGCUAUCGACAUUUUUCGGGCACCUCGUCAACAGACGCGUGUAGCUGUAUGUGUGUCCCCGAGGAUAUUCGUUUCUCCGCCGGAGCCUCUGGAACAGCCCGUUAACACAAGCGGAGGUGUGUUAUUUUUUAAAAAGACGCUGCUGACCGCGGUGGGCGGAUAAAGGCGAGCCGAGGAGGGCAUCCGGCCCUGGCUGGUAACUCCGGAGUGCGGGUUUGAAGGGACUGUAUUCAACAUUUUCAGACUGUGAACUGCUUUGCUAUGGAGAAGAUGAAGAGGAUAAAGAAGCGUCUGUCGUUGACCCUCCGGCCCAGUCUGACCAUCGACGAAUCUCUCUCAGAACUGGCUGAGCAGAUGACCAUGGAGGACGGAGGGACCAAGGAUAAUGAGCCCUUUAUGAGGAAUGGCCGCCCCCCCACCUCCCACAGCAUGCACUCCUUUCUGCACCAGUACACAGGCUCCUUCAAGAAGCCGCCCCUCCGCCGGCCGCACAGCGUCAUCGGCGGAAGCCUCGGGUCCUUCAUGGCCAUGCCACGCAACGGCAGCCGCCUCGACAUUGUUCAUGAGAACCUGAAGAUGGGUUCUGAUGGGGAAAGCGACCAGGCUUCAGGAACAUCUUCAGAUGAGGUCCAGUCGCCUACAGGUGUCUGUCUGAGGAACAGAGUUCACCGCCGCAUCUCCAUGGAGGAUCUGAACAAGCGCUUGUCGCUGCCUGCUGACAUCCGGAUCCCCGACGGCUACCUGGAGAAGCUGCAGCUCAGCAGCCCGCCCUUCGACCAGCCGCUGAGCCGACGCUCCCGCCGGGCCUCGCUGUCUGAGAUCGGCUUUGGGAAGUUGGAGACGUACAUUAAGCUGGACAAACUGGGCGAGGGAACGUACGCCACCGUGUUCAAGGGGCGCAGCAAGCUGACGGACAACCUGGUGGCGCUGAAGGAGAUCAGACUGGAGCACGAAGAGGGAGCGCCGUGUACGGCCAUCAGAGAAGUGUCACUUCUAAAAGACUUGAAACACGCCAACAUCGUGACGUUGCAUGACAUCGUCCACACCGACAAAAGCCUCACGCUGGUCUUUGAGUACCUGGAUAAAGAUCUGAAGCAGUACAUGGACGACUGUGCAAACAUAAUGAGCAUGCACAACGUGAAGAUCUUCCUGUUUCAGAUUUUACGAGGGCUGUCCUACUGUCACAAGAGGAAAGUUCUCCACAGAGACCUGAAGCCGCAGAACCUUUUAAUCAAUGAAAGGGGGGAACUGAAACUGGCUGAUUUUGGUCUUGCCAGGGCGAAGUCGGUCCCCACCAAGACGUACUCCAACGAGGUGGUGACUCUUUGGUACCGGCCUCCUGACGUCCUCCUGGGGUCCUCGGAGUACUCCACACAGAUCGACAUGUGGGGCGUGGGCUGUAUAUUCUACGAGAUGGCUGCAGGUCGGCCGCUCUUCCCCGGCUCCACCGUGGAGGAUGAGCUGCAUCUCAUUUUCAGGAUGCUGGGUACGCCCACAGAGGAGAACUGGCCGGGAAUCUCCUCCAUAGAAGAGUUUAAAUCGUACAACUUCCCCAAAUACAAACCGCAGCCGCUGAUCAACCAUGCGCCCAGGCUGGACAGUGAAGGCAUCGAGCUGCUGCUGGCUUUCCUCAGAUACGAGUCCAAGGCGAGGAUUUCAGCUGACGAGGCCAUGAAACAUUCCUACUUCAGCCAGCUGGGGAUGAGAGUCCACACCCUGCCAGAAAGUGUAUCAAUUUUCACAUUAAAAGAGGUGCAGCUUCAGAGAGACCCAGGCUACAGGAGCUCCUCCUACCCAGAGUCAGGGAACAGCAACAUCAACAGAAGGCAAAGCAUGCUUUUCUAAUAUUUCCUGAAUAGGACGGUCAACCGGCCGGCUUCGUCUGCACCUCCCAGCAACUCCUAGCAUGAGCCCACCUCCCCCUGGAGCUCCUCUCCUCACCCGCACACACACGCGUACACACACACACACACACCCUCUGAAUGAUUAAAAACGCUUGGAGACUGUUUAUUUAUUGGGGUGUAAGGUUAACUUAUUUUUGCUGCUAAACUACUACUGUCUGCUAUAUGUGACAUUGAGGUGUGUGUGUGUGUGUGUACAUGUGUGUGCGUCGGUGCACAUGAUGUGAACUAAAGACGACCUGCACAGUUUAGCAGUCUGUUAGGUUACUGUUCAGUUGUUUGUUUGCUUGUUUCUCACUAUAAUUCUUCGGUAUUUUUUUUUUUUUUUUAGUUUUGAAAAUUAACGGAUGUUGACGUUGACGCUGUGAUGAAGUUGUUGUUUUCAUUGUUGUGCUUACAGAGCGAAAAAAAAGCUGCAGUUCCUUCAGACCUUUUAUGCAUUGUGUAAAUCUAUACAUAUAUAUUUAUGUGUAUAUAUGUAUAUUUGGAGAUUUUGUUUUGUUUUUGAUUUCCUUCGAGCUUCCGUGACCGAACUAUACAAGAUUUCUACGUUUUCAAAAGGUUGAAGCACCGUGAUGGUGCUGGUCGGGGUUUUGUUCUCCGAUUACAUUUCAGAUGAGUUUUGCUUUUCUGAUGGCGGGGGAUUCAAAAUGAGAGCUGAACAAAGCUAAAAGGAUUAGCUGUUGGGUUUCUGCUCAUUUCCAUCACUCUGUUAAACCAACAGAACCAGAUCCGAGGGGGAAAUGAGGAAUGGGCUGGUACGAUUCUGAUUGAUUGUUAACCUGAUUUAAAAGAUCAAACAGUUUAUCCCUGUUAUAUUAGACAGAAACUACAGUUAAAGCAUUAAACGGAUUAUUGUGUUAUGUUAUCAUUUUGUGGAACAUAUUUUGAUUUUCAUGCACAGCCUCUGGCCUAAGCAGCUAGAUUAGUAUUAAACUUGUUAAUUAGGUAACCUUUUUUCAUUGAUGGCCUAUUUAACAUUAUUUACUCUCUUUAAAAAAGCAAAGUUUUAUUGUCCUUUUCGUUUCCACAUGAUUCCCUGUUUUUUGUUGUUACUGGAAACGUUUCCAGACAUUUUAUGUUUGUUAGAGCGUCCGUUUGAGACUAACCCAAGUGACCAGGGAAAACUGGUCAGUCAUUCCAGCAAUUGUCGUUUUACCAUUUCAGAGGAAGAAAAUGAGCGCGUUUACCAGAGUACCAGCCCAUGCCUUAUUGGAAGCACUACUGCACAGUAUUGUUGAGGAGAAAUACCAGAACCCAGAAGAUUAAAGUUCAGACAGACCUGCAAACCCUUAAACUGCCAGGCUUUGUUUCAGUAUGCAUUUUGUAAUUCUACAUUGCACUCCAGUUUUUAGAUUUUUUUUUUUGUUAUCAGGGACGUUGGCCACAACAUGGCUGAGUUUACCCAAAAGUAUUAAAAUACGUUCCCAUACCUUAUAAAUACGGCACAAAGGUGGAGGCCCUAAGAUUCUCCCCAGAUUCUGCUGCCAAUCUGUUGUUAGCAACAGACCGUGAUGCUAAAUAUAAUUCAACCUGUUGAAAACUUUUUUAGUUUUGUUUUUUUAAAUACGUUUACUUUGGCAAAAAGGAAAUUUCCCUCAAUAGUUCUGAAAUGACAGCUGAUGUUCACUGCAUUCCUGAAUCAUGACAUCAUUGUUUUCACGUUGACCGUAGCUAAAUAUCUACAGCUACACAGAACACUUUGCAAGAGCUAGCAAUGCUAAUGCUAAUACUUUUCUGCCUGUAAAACUAAUCCAUCGUUUAAUAUCUCAUUUGUGAAAUUGUAACUUGCAGUGUUAUCUGUGUGGUGGAGUUUGUUUACCCGCUAGGCUAACUUUGCAGAUUAAGCUAACUUUAGAUAUGGGCAUUAGCUGUGCUCUAAAACUAAACAUACACCUUAAUAGAAGUAAUUUAAGUUGAAAAAGACUGUUUGUUUACUCAUGAAUAUAGUAUUGAGGAUAAUUAGCAUUUAAGCUUAAUAGGUGCAUCACUGGCGUAUGACAAUACAGCUCAAGCUUUAGAUUAGCAUAGAUAUUUAGCGUAACGUAUAGCCAAAAAAGGUUAUAUGUUGUAAAGAAAAUAGUACAUUAAAAGCUGGCAGAAUUUAAACAUGAAGCAAUUUUAGUGCAAAAUUAAACAUCUUCAGUGAAAAUGUGAAAUUUUUAAAGUGUAUAAAAAAAGGUGGCUUGAAAAACUAGGAGUGCAUUAAACAUCAAACUUUGUUAAAAGUUGUCUAGGAAUCAGAGGGAAGUUUUCUUGUUGCCAUUUAGCUCAACGGCAGAAAUGAAAACUGUAUUUUGUGACUAGAAAGAUUUACGCAACACUAGUGUUUUAUGUUUCAGAUUAGGUAGCACAUGCUAGAGGAGUGCUAGAAGCACUGGGAAAGCUUGAUAAACUUGCAUCUGAAAUGAUUAAUGUAAUAAUAUUAACACCAAACACAGAUCGCAGGUAAUGGUGCAAUGAUCCUGUAAAAAUGACAAAUCUUUUUGAUCUGUUAUUUUUAAAAUGCGCUCUUAAUUUGAGACCUUCAAUUGUUCUUAUGCAGUCGAGUACAUGUGUGACAUACUGUAAACAGGAAGUCAUUAUAUUAAUGGUAUAUGUCCUGUAUUAUGUUGGCCUGGUGUUUUUCAAGUCAAAAAUUGGAAACCUGUAUAUUUCAAUUUUUACCUAUUUCAGUUUGUUUUUCUGUAUAUUCCACUUUAUCGAAAUUGAGGAUCAUUUCAGUGUAUACUGCCAACUGUGUUUAUGCUAAUAAGACUUUUUGUACAUGAACAGCAGUAACGGAAGGAGAUUUCUAAAGCAACUUAAUAUUUAUCGUUGUAAAACUGUACUUUUUCAGAUGGAUGAAUGACUUAUUUGUAUGCGUUUGUCUGAGCGUGUGGGUUUGUGUACGCCUGAUGCAUGGAAGGCCUGCUGUGUUGUCAACUCAAACUCUGAAACACUGAGCUGCCGGUGAACAGUUGGUGUGUGACUCUUUUUACUGGAACUAUUUAUUUCUCAUAACCGUCAGAAGUAAAAUUUAAGAUUUGUUUCAUAA